Molecule: messenger RNA, 300 nt
Organism: Blastomyces gilchristii SLH14081
Lineage: Eukaryota; Fungi; Ascomycota; Eurotiomycetes; Onygenales; Ajellomycetaceae
Exons: 2
Molecular function (GO): nucleic acid binding
Source: RefSeq, a predicted model, not a curated record
ACAUAUACUCACAAGUGUCUGAAUUGCCAGGUUGUAAAAGAAUCUAAGAAUGGAUUAGAACACAAGAAAAUAAUAGAGAAGGUGAUGACAAAGUUUCUAUAUAAUGAGAUCUAUGUCAACUAUGAAAUAUCAUAUGAGAUUCUAACUGAUAACAGUGCAAACCUUGUGAGAGAAGUGAUAAGACAUUUUAUAAGCCAGUUACAGAUAAGACAUUAUAGAACAAUGCUAUAUCAUUCACAGAUGAACAGAAAGAUGAAAUACUUGAAUGAAAUCUUGAAUAAUAUACUGAUGAAAUAUCUA